AUGCGUGACAUUAUCGUCUUCUCUGGGUCCUCCAAUCCAGAGCUCACAGACCGGAUCUGCCGCAACCUCGGCCUGCCGCCGGGCAAGGUUGAGCUCAAAAAGUUUGCCAACGGCGAAACGUCGGUGCACUUUGGCGACUCCGUGCGGGAAAAAGACGUUUUUAUUGUCCAGUCGGGCGCAGGCCACGUUAACGACCUCUUUAUGCAGCUGCUGAUUAUGAUUUCCGCGUGCAAGAUGGCUUCCGCAAAAAGGAUCACCGUUGUGUGUCCACUAUUCUUCUACUCGCGUCAAGUCGAGUCUCAGGCCAGUAAACGGGGUGUUCCUGGAGGGGCCCAGCACAGAGGGUCAAAAGUGCCCGAUAGCGUGCCGCAGUCGCCGAAACUGCCAUCUAGGGUCAAUGUCCGCGACCCAAGCCCGAGAAACGUGCUCAGCCACCGCGCCAUCAGCACUAGCUCGUCGCUCAAGACACUGCACACCAACGAGGCCUCGAUCGCCAAUCCAACAGGAUACCGUUCCUGGAUAGCCCAGAGCGGCACCUUGAUUGCGAACCUGCUCACCUCGGCCGGUGCCAACCAUAUAAUCACCAUGGAUCUGCAUGAUGCCCAGUUCCAGGGCUUUUUCGACAUCCCUGUGGACAAUCUGCUGUCCAAACCAUUAUUCCAGCACUAUAUUACAAACUACGUGCCAAAUUAUAAAGACUGCGUGAUAGUGUCGCCGGACUCUGGCGGAGCGAAGCGUGCUGCUGCCAUAGCGGAUACGCUGUGCAUGCCGUUCGCCCUGAUCCACAAAGAGCGCCGGCAGAAGGUCGACACAGCGCAGGCGCAAUCGGAGCUGAUGGUGCACUCCAACCCGUCCACGUCGAGCUUAAACAGUGUCAGCUUCGCAACUCCAGGGUUCCCAGGCCGCCACUCGCCGUCCAGCGCACCCAAUGGCCAGCCUGCGGCUGACCAGCAGUACGUCGCCACGACGAUGCUUGUCGGAGACGUCCAUGACAAAGUCUGUGUGGUGGUGGACGAUCUGGCAGACACUUCCAACACUAUCACGCGCGCAGCCAGCCUGCUCAAAGACCAGGGCGCCAAAUACGUGUAUGCGCUGAUCACGCACGGCAUCUUCAGCGGCGACGCUAUGCGCAAGCUCAAAGAGUCGCAAAUUGACAAAAUCAUUACCACCAACUCGGUGGACCAGGCCGCACACGUGGCGGAGCUGGACGCCAAAGAGAUGGUCAUUCUGGACGUGUCAAGAAUUUUGUCCGAGGCAAUCCGCAGAAUAAAUAAUGGAGAGUCUGUGUCCAUGCUGUACGACCACGGGUGGUGA
Messenger RNA from Ogataea parapolymorpha DL-1, 1314 nucleotides. RefSeq names its product ribose-phosphate pyrophosphokinase II. Gene Ontology annotation, biological process: 5-phosphoribose 1-diphosphate biosynthetic process; ribonucleoside monophosphate biosynthetic process; purine nucleotide biosynthetic process. The record is from RefSeq and is a predicted model, not a curated record. Gene Ontology annotation, molecular function: ribose phosphate diphosphokinase activity; magnesium ion binding. Lineage: Eukaryota; Fungi; Ascomycota; Pichiomycetes; Pichiales; Pichiaceae. Bases 1 to 1314 code for a protein of 437 amino acids. The transcript has a single exon. Gene Ontology annotation, cellular component: cytoplasm; ribose phosphate diphosphokinase complex.